Molecule: messenger RNA, 9788 nt
Organism: Spirodela intermedia
Lineage: Eukaryota; Viridiplantae; Streptophyta; Magnoliopsida; Alismatales; Araceae
Source: the annotation of a GenBank genome assembly
AUGGGCAAGUCAAAGAAGAAGUCCGGUGUUCAGGUAUCGACUGAGGUUUCGGGGUUUUCAUGUUUGAUGAAGAAAGUAUUUUCUUUGGUUGAAAUUGAUGAAAGGCAUUAACGCUGUAGGUUGUUGCGGCUCCUGCUGCCAUGCCUCCUCCUAAGUUUGCCAAAAAAGGUUGGUUGGUGAUAAUAGGAUCCAUUUGACCAGUUAGCUUACUGUCUCUUAAACAAAGAUGUUUGCCAGGUAAGAGAGGCGCCGAGGAGCCUACCGAGAUUCCAGUGAACUUGAAGAAGCAGAAGAAGACGGGUGUACUUAAGAAGGAGGAGAAAAAGACGAAGAAGAUCGUACAUAAUCCGCUACCGAAGGAAGACAAUGGUACCUCUGAGGAGACCAUAUCAUCAGAAUCUUCUGAUGGAGUAAGUGUCAGAGGGCUCACUACUCGGUUAUGGAGGUUUUGUUUAUUAAAAAAAAUACCCAUGCUUGUUUUAUUUCAGUUUUUUGAAAAUAUUUGCCAGCUUUGAAUUCGUUUUAUGUUGAUUCAGGAGCUUGGUUCUAAACUUUCUGCAAAGUCGUCUGCUGUUGCUCCUAAGAAUGGUUCAGUGAAGAAGAUGAAGGUAUUUCAUACGAAAGUUCAGUAAUAUGAUCAAGAUGUGGUAUGAUCUGAUGUCAAAUCGUUGUGGGUAUUCUUUUCCACGAUAAUUCCAUAGAACUUCACUUUGCUUUUCGGAGUGUCUUAUAAAACUAGUUUUUAAAGUUUUUGACGAUAACGCUGCAACCUUUAAAUCGUCUCCUUCUGUGUUCCCAUUAAUCAGCGACAGCAUCUCUGACUAUCAUUUCCCGCGUCUUUUUCAUGAUGUUUCUUUCGCUGCACGCCUCUGAAAUAGAGUUGAAAAUGCUUUAAUGUAGCAGCAUUGAUUACCACAGAAAAAUCUAAGAAAAUUUUAAAAUAUCAAGAUUUUUCCGAGGCUAUUUGUGCUCUUCGAUUUAUAGAUUUCGCUUUCUAGCUUUGGUAGUUGGGUAUUUCAUUUCUCACUUUGAUUCUGAUGACGAGGUCAUUAUGCAUCUUCGUUAUUUAUCAAACUACACUGAAUGUUGUGAGCUCGUCACUCUGAUAUGUAGUUUCAUAUUAUUAGAAUCCUUGAUGCAGAAAGUGGCGCCAACAGCUAAAAAAAGAGCUGCACCUAAAUGGGAGGAGGAUGAGGAGUUGAGUGACGCCUCCGAUCGUGACUCAGACGCAGACGAGGAGAAAGUAUGCUUCUUAACCCGCAAAUACUACUAUUUCACCAUUGUUCAUUAGCCCUAGAAUAGAAAAGAAAAUGAAUCAAAGCAUUUAUUGGAAUUCGAGUGCUUUGCCAUUAUAUGAGUCAUUAGAAUGUUAUUAUUUACGUUGAAGUUUAUAUCCUAUUGAAUGGGGUUCAACAAUCAUUCGGGUGCUUAUCUUUGAUUCGUGUCUGCUUAAUUUUUUGCAUCUCUGCAAUGUCUGACAUCAAGAAGGCCGACGCCAAAGUUUCUAAGAUGGAUGAAGGUCUUAGUGAUGAUGGUGUCGAUGAUGGCAGUGCUGAGGAAGGGUCCGAUGGUGAGCCCUCCGAAGUGCAAGAGUCGAAGCAGGUAAAACCUCAAAUAAGAUUUCAUUGAGGUGCGUCUGCUCUGCACGGAGAGAUCAUGCACAUCUUUGUGUUUGUGUGGUCUCUUCUAUUUCUUGGUCUUGUCUUAUUCGUUUGUUGCAUCUAUAAUCGAAUUCCAGUCGGCAGAUGAUUCUGAAGAGGAUUCCCCUGAUGAGGACUCAUCAGAUGAAGAAAGCGAAGAUGAGAAACCUACCAAGUCCCUGAAGAAGGUGAAUUACGUCCUGAGAACAAACGAUUUUUUUUUCACUUUGUUGUUUAUACAAGUUUUCCGCAGAUUUUGACAAUUGUAGUCAGAAUCGGCGUGCUUGUUCUUGCCCACGCUGCAGUCGCUUUCCAUAGAUGUAUCCUAAUGGCCUACUGAUUUGAAGUCAAAGAUACGCCGGUGUAUCAUGGCAAGAUAUUGAGGAAUACUCUGUCUUGAGCUGCUAUGAAAAUGAUUCUUUAAAUUCGAUGUUUACCAGAUCCAUGGUGAAUUUGAUGGAGCAGUAAAUUAAGGGCUCAUUUCUGCGCCAGCCAAUCAAUUAAUCGGGUUAAAAAUCGUUUAUCUUAAAAAUCCUAUCAUAAUGUCCUGCAACGAUUGGUAUUUGUGUGUGAACCUCUGAAACACACGCAUCAGUCUUUUUAAUCUCAUUGCUCAGCUGACUUGAGUAACUCUCGUGAAAUCAGAAAUAAAUCUUCGAAGUUUUUUUUCGUCUUGACAUCCUACCUUCCUGAUGAUAUGAAUUGAGGCUUGAAUGGUUUUCUUGUAGGCUAAAACCCCGGUGUCACAGUCGGGUGAGAAAACAAAGACCUUGUUUCUCGGGAACUUAUCCUUUGAUGCUGGUGAAGAUGACGUGUAUGUAGAAACCAACAGCUUCAAUGCCUGCACGUUAUAAUCUCCUAAUAUCUUUGAUUCACUGUGGUUUAUUAUUUCAGGACGGAUUUCUUCAAAGAUGUUGGUGAGAUCGUCAGCAUUCGACUGGCGAAAUCUGAGAACGGAAAAUCUAGAGGGUUUGGUCAUGUUGAAUUCGCCACAGAGGGAGAAGCCCGAAAGGUACGAACAUCAAAUCUGCGUUCAGCUCUAUAUAGUUCAUGAACUCUUCUACUUUGAGCUGUUGUGAAUGCGAUAAUCCGUCUAUAAUCGAUCUUCUGAUGUCUUCUAUUCAUGGGUGUUGUCUUAUCAAUUUUUUUUCGUGUAAUCAUAUGGGAGGCUCUUGCACUUAACGGGGAGGAGAUGCUUGGGCGCCAAGUGAAGCUCGAUUUAGCCCGCGAGAAGGGUGCAUCCACUCCACAGAGCGGGUACUGUCCUAUGAUCGACCUGCCUUUCCUUUUUCAUUUCUAGUAGGAUCGAUUUUCUAGGAUUUGUUUUCGUAGGAAAACUAUGAUUUUACAAUGAUAGCAGUAAUAGUUAUAAUUUUGCAUGCCCAGUUUUUCCUUUUUUGUAUUAGUGAAUGGUUUCUCUUAUGAUCAUGUGUAGAAGAACUAUUGUCGGGAUAACUGUAUGUUUAUGAUAAGCCUAUGGUCCAAUUCCCUAAGGAAGUCUCUGGUUUUUAACAAUGAAAGUGCUUAUCCAACACUUUUUUUAUCCUAAUAAUACUUUUUACUGUUUUGGAAUGGAUCGGCAGUUUUUCAGUUUUUUGAUAAAAAUAUAAGAUUUCUCUUACAGUCAUGAGUAGAAUUGUCCGGUUUAAGGCAUGCUGAUGAUAAACCGAUGGCCUUUUUUCUUAGGAAGUUGAUGGCUUUACAAGUACGUAACAUUCUUUGCCGGCUCUCAUUUUCUUGAUAACGUUAUUACUAGCAAUCUGGAGUGGAGAAAACUGCACAUUUUUUAAAUAAACGGUUUCUCUCAUAUUCAUUGCUAAGAAGAUCUUCAGACCAAAUUGGAACUAGAUUCUAUUUUCAUAACAAUUAUAUUGUUUAUGAUAUUAUUCGACUCUAUUUUUCCUGAUAAGGUGUUGAUUCUGGGUAAAUAAAAUUAUCGGUUUAAAUCUGCAAAACAUUCUUUUUUCGAUAAUCGGCAGUUAGAUCGAAUGUAAAUCCAGUUGACAGUUUUCUCCUAACCUUUAGGAAGAACAACUCUGACCAAAAGGUUGGAAGGGGAGGCGAGAGCCAGACAGUCUUUGUCAAGGGGUUUGACCGGUCCCUUGACGAAGAUCAAGUAAUUAUUCCCUCCCGCGGUAAGAUUAAAUCGAUCGUCGGCCAAGAACCCUAGUUCUCAAACCAUAUCUACUUUCUUGCAGAUCCGGACUUCCCUAGAGGAGCAUUUUGGUUCCUGCGGUGAGAUUACUCGGAUUUCUGUCCCGAAGGAGUAUGAGACCGGGGCCCCGAGAGGGUGGGUUAAUUGCGUUUAGUUGAUUUCUGGAUACAAUUCCUUCGAGAAUUGAGUCUUUGCGUUGACUUCGAUGGGCGAAUUCGUGGUCGCAGGAUUGCUUACAUUGACUUCAAGGACAAGGACGGCUUUGACCUGGCCCUGGAUCUCAACGGUUCUUCUCUUGGGGACCACCCCCUGACCGUGGAUGGAGCAAAGCCUAGGGUGGACGGCGGUGCUGAUAGGGGUCGUGGGGGCCGCGGCGGUAGAGGCCGGGGUGGCGGCGGCAGGUUUGGCGGCAGGGGUCGCGGUGGCGGCGGCAGGGGUCGUGGAGGCGGCGGCAGGGGUCGCGGGAGGCGUUGACUUUGACGCUCUUUAUGUGGUGGCUAAAUGUUAGGCGAUAUUUCCAAUUCUGAGUAUUUGUUGUUGUAUCUUUCCGAACAGUGCAAGUCGCCAUAAAUGUAUUCUGUUCCCGGCUUGAAUUAUUUUAUACCCAGCAAUGUCUCUAUGCUCGUAGUUAUUUAGAUUCGCAUGAGGGAAAGGGGGAGAAUUUACGUAGUAAGUUAUUUUUUGUACCACCGAUUAUAUAUAUGUAGAAGUAGAAACAAAACUAGAAAUGAUAAAAAUGUUCCCAAAACUUGAAGCCGAUUUUUUUUAUACCUUUUUAAGAUUUAGUUUCUGCUUGCGGCUUUAUUUGACUCCCCACCGGGGGGUGGAGAGAGAGAGAGAGAGAGAGAGAGAGAGAGAGACAAGAAGGCACGCUGGCGGUGGGGUAGAUCGUGGGUCGUCCGUUCGUCUUGAUUAUCGCCGAUAGAUCGGACGGCACAACUCGGUGGCCCGAGGUGUCAGGAAAUUCUCGCCCUCUUCUUAAACCCUAGGCCACGGUUAGGGUUUUUAGCACCAGCAGAAUCGGCGCCUCUUAGCGCCCCUGCAGAUACCACCUUCCCUCCGUCCCUGCUUAAACCCUAACUUUCUACUGUUCUUGCGGCUGCAGAGCGGGCGCCUCCUCUCCCGUCCAAUCUCUUCUGCCGACUUCUUUUCCUGGUAAAUCCAUCUGUUGAUGUAUCAGCUUCUGGGGUUUGUCCUCCGUUCUUCAUGUUUCGUAGGGAUAUGGAAGUCGGUCUUUCUCUCUCUCUAGCUCCAUCUCCAUUCAUCAAUCUGUUUUUUUUAUCGUCUUCUCGGAUUCUCGUGAUGAUAUGUAUCUGAUGCACUGCGGUAGCUCCUCGUUUCGUCUCAAAGUACGUUUAUUCCUGGUUUUCCGUGGGUUUUGGUUCAUGUGUACCUGACUUGUGUUAAAGCAGACCCAGGACUUGAUUUGAGCGUAGGGCUUGCAUGAUUAAUAUAGUCUCUUUCUUCCUCCCUCCUUUUUCGCGUUUAGGUGCCUUUUUUCAUUUCAGGUAUUCUAUUCCCACAGAAUAAUGCUUAUCUGUUGUUGUCUAAAUGACUUGGAGCAACAAUCAUACCAUGUCCUAUGUUUAUCUUUCCUGUGUAGAGCUUAUUUUUUGAAAUGUUAGCAAACUUAUGAAAUUUAAGUAUUUUUGUUUCUCCUUCAGUUCCUUGCGUAGUCCCAUUUAUACCAAGAUGGGCAAGUCGAGCAAGAAGUCCAGCAUGGAGGUAUUCAUUACCGCUUCUGUCAUUCUUUCUUUAUUACGUUAUAAUCCCUACCUCUUCCUUUGUACGAGUUAAUAUUAUUGUUUCGCCGCAGAUCGCUGCUGCUCCGGUUACACUCUCUCCUGCUAAGUCUGCCAAGAAAGGUUAAUAGAUAUCUCUUACUUCGUUGUUCAGUUUGUGCUGAAAAUGUCAUGUGUUGAUCUUGUUUUGGUUUGUUGCACAUGCUCAUGAAACCGUGUUUAUCUCGUGUAGGGAAGAGGGAUGCUGAGGAGUCCAUAGAGAACCCCGUUAGUUUAAAGAAGCAGAAGAAGGAAGUUGUCAAGGAAGUGCCUAAACAAGAGGAUAAGAAGACAAAGAGGACAAAGAAGACACUUCCUGUUGUUCCUCCGAAGGUGGAAAGCACUAGCUCAGAGGAGACCACAUCUUCAGAGUCUUCGGAUGAGGUGAGUUUGAAGGACUGGUGGCCUGUUGUCUGUAUAGAAUUUCUGCCCAUAUAUGCCUGUGAAAAUACAUGCCACCUCCUUAUUUAUUGCAUGAUGUUUCAGGAGCCUGUUUCUAAAGUUGUUAGCAAGCUGCCUGCUUCAGCUUCUAAAAACGGCUCAGUAAAGAGAAAGAAGGAAAGUAGUUCAUCUGAAAGUGAGAGUGAUAGUGAUUCUGAGGAAGAGAAGGUGAGUUAUGUAGUCAGAUCUUGUUGGUUUCUUUUUGUUCAAAAUUCCCGCUUCUGUUCCUUUUGAUUCAUGCUAACUGUGUAUUUUGUUCAAGAUAUUUGACGUACUGGGAAUCAUAUGAUAUCUAUUAAUUCAUAGAGUUCGCAGUUUGUGAAUAAGUUCUCUAUCAGUUUAUCCCUCUGCCUUUUUAUCUGCUUUUAUGUUUUUUUUGGGUGUUUGAGGAUCCGUUUUAUGCCAACUGUCUGUUUGUUUUUAUGAGGGUAUAUCCUUUAUGGUUGUCUGAGAACGUGUUUAUUCUCACUUUCCCUUAAGUCUAAGAUCUUCUCUUUACAUUAGACCAUUUACUCGCAGGCAAAGACUACCAAGACAACUCUACCAGUCAAAAAGCUUCCGACCGCAGCAGUGAAGAAUGGGACCGCAGUGGUUGCUAAGAAAGCUGAAUCAAGCGAUAACAGCUCAGAAGAUAGCAGCUCAGAAGAUGACACUGUAAGUUUAAAUAUUCUUUUAAUCUUCCCAUCUUAGUAAUUAUCAGCUUACAGCUGAGCAUGAUAUACGUGUGUGGAUGUAGUAGUACCUUUUAACACUUAAUUGAUUAAGUUGUAAAUACGAAAAUUUUCAGGGGAAAGUUGUUGCAGUUCCUGUGCAGUCUAAGCAACCAUCGAAAGCUCCCGUGUCCAUCUCAAAGAAGAAGGAAGAUUCUAGUGACAGUUCUGAAAGUGAUUCUGAAGAUGAGGUCAUGCCUCAUCUGCUUCUUAUCCAUUUACUUGAAGAAAAUUCAUGUGAACGUUAUUAUGCUGAUAUUUAGUAGGGUGUUGCUUCAUUUAUUUAAUACAGAAGCCUACUUCCGUCCCAAAGGCUGCUCCAGCAGCCUUGAAAGCUGCUGCAUCUAAGGAAGAGUCUAGUGAUUCCUCAGAUAGUGAUUCUGGCACAGACGAGGAUAGUGUUAGUUUCUUCUCCCCGGCUAGUAUGUCAGCACGUUAUGUCUCCACGUUGUCUUCUUAUUUUUUAAGGUCCCGUAUGAUUACACUUGUUUUCAGGUUCCUGCUGCCAAACCGGCUGCAAAGCCUGCACUCGCAAAAGGAAAAGAUACCAAGCAGGUAUUCAAUUAUGUUAUCUCGUGUUUUCUUUGCAGUUACUCCAGGGGAUAAGUUCAUUAAUGAGAAAUUUCUCUUUAUCUUCUCCCGCUGCUUUGACAGUAGCUAUUUUUAGUGGUGCAAAAUUUAUCUACGAUAGGUAUUCCUGGUGAUAUAAGGUUUCUAGGUCGUAGAAAAAUCACCCUUAUUUGAAAAAUUGUUUUCAGAUUUAACGAGGAUUUUCUUUCAUUGCCAAUCAAGUUAUUUGUUGAAAUUAUUGUUUGCAUUAUUUAGUAUCCGUAAUCUAAUCUUAUUUUGUUACUCUUUAAUGUUUAUUAUCUAAAGGCUGCCGCCAAGGUUGCUAAGAAAGACUCAAGUAGUGAUGAAGAGGAUGAUGAUAGUUCUGAUGAAAGCUCAGAUGAAGAACCUUCUAAAGUGCAACAGAUCAAACAGGUUUGAAGCCCAACUAAAAGUCUUGUGAGACGCACAUUAUAUAUAUGCAUAUAUAUGAUAAUGUUGAUGAUUAUGGUUUUGUAUGCCUUCGCUGUACUUUACAUUUAUAUUGGCUUUGAUAAUCUCUCGCUUUGGUCUUAUUAGCCUGCCAAGGCAGCUACUAAAAAUAGCAGUUCGGAAGAAGAUUCCUCAGAAGACUUAUCAUCAGAUGAAGAAAGUGAGGAUGAAAAGCCUCCUGCCAAAACCCCAAAGAAGGUGGCUGAUAUUAUUCCCCUAUUUAAAAUUUUAUUAGAAAUAUCAUCAUAUUUAAUUUAGCGCCUCCAAUAGCUGAGCUGAAUUCUUUUAAUUGUAUCAGGACACUGACGUGGAAAUGAAAGAUACACAAGCGGCCAAAUCCGAAAAGAAAGAGGUAUAUUUCUAUUUUCUAUUAUCGCUUUAUAUAUUUGUAUUGUGAUUGGGUAUGAAGCUCAGCUACUAAUUGAUUUUUGUAGGUCAAAACCCCUGCACCAAAAGCAAGCACAGGGGGAACCAAGACUUUAUUUGUUGGAAAUUUAUCAUUUGAUGCCGGGCAGGAUGAUGUGUAUGUGUACACCAAUUGACGACGCUUUCUAUUUAUCAACCACUGUCCUCUCCCCCUCCCCCAUUUGUUAUUUAUUUGUUCUUUUCUGUAUCAGAAAGGGGUUUUUCCAAGACGUGGCAGAGGUUGUUGACGUCCGACUGGCAUGCUCCGAGGACGGGAGCUUCAGGGGAUUUGGCCAUGUGGAGUUUGCCACUGAUGUGGACGCCGAGAAGGUAAGGACACCUAAUGAAUAUUGAUUGUUUAAUAAUUAUUUUUUUUGCAGGCAUAAGCUUUGGUAUAUCUCUGAUUUGUUCACUGAUUUUUUUGACGAAUAGGCGCUUGAGCUUAACGGGCAGGAGCUGUUUGGCCGCCAGGUGAGGCUCGAUUUGGCCCGUGAGAGAGGUGCUUUCACUCCGCAGAGCGGGUAUUGUUCUUUGUCUUGAAUUUUUUUCUUCGAGAUGUCUUUUUAAUGAAGGUUUAAAAUAAAUACGAUUGACAUGAAGAAGCUUACCAGUUUAUUGGGCCAUGUUAUGUCUGCAGGAGGGAUAACAAUAGCUACCAGAAGGGUGGUAGAGGUAGCGAGAGCCAGACUGUGUUCAUCAAGGGUUUCGACCGGUCCCUGGACGAGGAUCAGGUGAAUCGUUUGUGUUUUCAAAAUUUCGUUACUUAUUGAAUAUCUUCCUCAACCCUUGGUCUCUUCUUGUACUCUCUUCUUUGUCUGACUAAUCGUGUUGAAUAUCGCCCUGAACCUGAUCCUCGUCCCCUCUCUCUCUCUUCCCCUAUUUAAAUUUUGUUAAUAUCUCCCAUUUCUGAUCAUCAUCGAAGUUUCUCAUUUUUCUCGCUAAAUCUACUGCAGGUCCGAAGCUCCUUGGAGCAGCAUUUUGGUUCUUGUGGUGAGAUCACCCGAAUCUCCGUUCCCAAGGACUACGAGACCGGUGGCCCUAAGGGGUAUGAAAAUUCGCAAAGGAAUGAAUGUUCUUCGCCCAGUUGUUGGUGGCUCUCAUGGGUGGUUGGCGGUGGUGUGUGCCUCUUGCAGGAUUGCCUACAUUGACUUCAAGGACAAGGACGCCUUCAAUGGUGCCUUGGAGCUCAAUGGCUCGGCCCUCGGUGACUACUACCUGACGGUGGACGAAGCCAAGCCAAGGGGUGACAGCGGCAGCUUUGGAAGUGGCGGCUUCAGUGGCGGCGGCAGGAGCGGUAGCAGGAGUGGCCGGGAUGGGGGCAGCUUUGGAAGUGGCGGUCGCAGCGGUGGCCGAGAUGGGGGCAGGUUUGGCGGCAGGGGCCGCGGUGGGUUUGGUGGUGGUCGAGGCGGCGGUGGUGGCAGGGGCCGUGGCGGCGGUCGGACUCCUGGCAGGCCGAGCAUGGCCACCCCCGGCACUGGUAAGAAAAGGCCCCCUCCCAGAGGGCGGUCAUACCGUUCUUCGUUUCUUUGCCGCCUUGUCAAUCAUUUACCGAAAUUUCAUCUGUGCGUAAAUCUCCCUCCUCGCAGGGAAGAAGACCACCUUCGGCGACGACUAG